AUGGCUAAAGGAACGUACUCAUUGGCAGAAGUACUGGCCGUUGCGAAAAAUCAUCCUUUCUAUAAUGAGACUGUUAUAUACCCAGCCGACUCACAAACAGUAACGAAAUUUCAGAAUUCUACUCGCAGUAAAGAAAAGGAAUUAGAUCUUCAACAACAGCCAUUGCUUGAUAAAAAAAUACUGUACAAAUCAAUUGAAAGACUCACUCAUGAUGUGGAUCCCAGGAACACCUAUCGCCAUGGCUCAUACAUGAGUAUUACUGGCGGUGGAUCUGGCGCAAUUCCCAUGAUGUUCGCCGUAGACGUGCAUGAGAAUCGUCGACAGCGGGCUCGGAUGGGAGAUUUACUUAGGAUCUGUGGUGUGAUUGAACCGAAAGACUUGGUGUUGUCUACUCACUUGGCUGGAGGGUUUUACAGAUCACUAGAUCUAACAACAGAGAUUAUAGAGAAUGCAGGAGGAACUGUGCUUAGCGCCGGUGCUUACAUGCCACCCGCCGAAGUUUUACAAUCUCUAGCUAACUAUCAUGUCAACGCUCUCACCGGCGACGGUAGCCAAAUUGUUCAGACUGUCCAGCACAUCUCAAUGAUGGCGAAAGAAGAUCGUGAGCGUAUCGUUCUGAACAAGAUCAUCUACACCUCAGAGCCAUUGACCGGUCCUCAACGCAUAUUUAUCAAGUCUGUGCUAGGGGAUGUCAUGAUUUUCUCCAUAAUGGGUAGUGCUGAAGCAGGUCCCUGGGCAAUCAGCAAUCCAAAGCUGACUGGAGAGCAAAAUGUUACAGAAAUCACCACCGAUUUCAUCUUUGACACGCGAAGUAUGUUGCUCGAGAUCUUUCCCCAAGAUCCCCCUUCCGUCAGUGACGAUAUAGCUCCACUCAUUUCCGAAUGCCUUUCACAAGGAGAGAAAGGUCUCAUAGUGCAAACUUCGCUUCAAAGAUUGCGCAACCCAUUAGUACGCUAUAUCACCGGCGACAUUGGCUCUAUUCAUCCACUUCCAGAUACUGCUUCUGUUGUAGAUCCUGAGUUUGACCGGAAGUUUUUACGUAUUCUACGUAUGCAAGGGCGUGAUCGUCGAUUCAGCUUCAAGUGGUAUGCUGCUUAUUUUGAGUUUCAGAGAAUUGAAGCUUUCAUGCAAGAAAAAGAAUAUGGUAUCUUGCAAUGGCAAAUCAUCUUGGACCGAUUGGAUGAUAUACCGCAAGCGAGCCUGGAAAUCCGUUUACUUCGAUCACCUCCACGAGAUGAUAUCUUCUCUGUUCAAACUUUAACAGAACGAUUAGAGAGCUUUUUUCUCAUUAUCCCAGAAAACAAACAUCUGGCACGAAUUGUGUUCCUGGAUAAUCUGGAUGGGUUCGAGCGAAGCAAUACUGCGGGAAAAGUAAUCAAAUUUGUGGACCGUUGGCACUGA
Botrytis byssoidea is the source of this 1401-nucleotide messenger RNA. RefSeq lists its product as uncharacterized. The record is from RefSeq and is a predicted model, not a curated record. The transcript is spliced from 3 exons. NCBI's taxonomy places the organism in Eukaryota, Fungi, Ascomycota, Leotiomycetes, Helotiales, Sclerotiniaceae. Bases 1 to 1401 code for a protein of 466 amino acids.